This is a messenger RNA of Orycteropus afer afer, 1956 nucleotides long. RefSeq names its product deltex E3 ubiquitin ligase 2 (gene DTX2). Gene Ontology annotation, biological process: protein ubiquitination; Notch signaling pathway. Gene Ontology annotation, cellular component: nucleoplasm. NCBI's taxonomy places the organism in Eukaryota, Metazoa, Chordata, Mammalia, Tubulidentata, Orycteropodidae. The record is from RefSeq and is a predicted model, not a curated record. Gene Ontology annotation, molecular function: ubiquitin protein ligase activity; zinc ion binding.
AGUCAGCAAGCCUUUCAGAUUUGCCCGGUUUUUGUUUGUGUUUUCUAUCAAGAUGGGAACUCAAACAAGUUAUUCCUGCUAACGCUCUGGUAUCUCCAUCAAGAAAGGGCGGUUUGUGCCAGCUCUCCCGAAAGAAAAGGUACGUGGGGGACGCUGGACGAUGAACCUGAGACUCCAGCCCUUAGUGGCCUGAAGCUGCGGGAAAGCAGAGGGUCCUGCGGAAAGAUGGCGAUGGCCCCAGGCCCUUCCCUGGCUCAGGUGUACACCAGCCCUGUGGCAGUGGCCGUAUGGGAGUGGCAGGACGAGCUGGGCACCUGGCACCCCUAUAGUGCCACCGUCUGCAACUACAUUGAGCAGCAGUUUGUCCAGCAGAAGGGCCAGCGCUUCGGGUUGGGGAGCUUGGCCCACAGCAUCCCCUUAGGCCAGGCUGAUCCCUUGCUGGCCCCUUACAUCAUUGACCUCCCCAGCUGGACCCAGUUCCGCCAGGACACUGGCACCAUGAGGGCUGUACGGAGGCACCUGUUCCCCCAGCACUCAGCUGCAGGCCGGGGCAUCGUCUGGGAGUGGCUGAGUGACGAUGGCUCCUGGACAGCCUAUGAGGCCAGCAUCUGUGACUAUCUGGAGCAGCAGGUGGCCAAGGGCAACCAGCUCGUGGAUUUGGCCCCCCUGGGGUACAACUAUACUGUCAACUAUGCCACCCACACGCAGACCAACAAGACUUCUAGCUUCUGCCGUAGCGUGCGGCGCCAGACAGGACCCUCGUACCCAGUGACCACUGUCAUUGCUCCCCUGGGCCACAUGGGGGUUGCCUGCUCUUGCCACCAGUGCCUCGGUGGCAGCGGAACUGGCCCCGUGUCAGGCCGCUACCGCCAUUCCAUGACCAACCUCCCCGCAUACCCUGUCCCUCAGGCACCCCACAGGACCACUGUUGUCUUUGGGGCCCACCAGACCUUUGCCCCGUACAGCAAGCCCUCACUUUCUGGGGCUCGGUCUGCACCCAGGCUGAAUGCUACCAACCCCUGGAGUGGGACGCCUCCUACCCUGGGGAACCAACCCCUCUACCGCUCCAGCCUCUCUCACCUGGCACUGCAGCACCUGUCCCCGGGAUCGUCCACCUCCAGUGGAGCCAGUGCCUCCCUCCCUGGCGGUCCUGCCACCGCUCCUGCCAGCGGUCCUGGGAGCAUCCCUGCCAGUGUGCCCGUGCAGAUGCCAAAACCCAGCAGGGUUCAGCAGGCCCUUGCAGGCAUGACGAGUAUUCUGAUGUCGGCCAUUGGACUCCCUGUGUGUCUUAGCCGCGCACCCCAGCCCGCCAGCCCUCCCGCCUCCCGCCCGGCCUCUAAAAGUCACAGCUCAGUUAAGAGAUUGAGGAAUGUGUCCGUGAAAGAGGCCACUCCAAAGCUGGUACCGGAGCAGGUGAUACAGAACUACACGGAAGAGCUGAGACCGCCCCCAGAUGAGGUGUGUGUCGGGAGGAAGGAUGGAAGUCUGCAGUGCCCUUCCUGCAAGACCAUCUAUGGAGAGAAAACUGGGACCCAGCCCCGGGGGAAGAUGGAGGUGUUCAGGUUCCAGGUGUCCCUCCCCGGCCACGAGGACUGUGGGACGAUACUCAUAGUUUACAACAUACCUCACGGCAUCCAGGGGCCCGAACAUCCCAACCCUGGAAAGCCGUUCACUGCCAGGGGGUUUCCCCGCCAGUGCUACCUUCCGGACAAUGCCCAGGGUCGCAAGGUCCUGGAGCUCCUGAAGGUGGCCUGGAAGAGGCGACUUAUCUUCACAGUCGGGACAUCUAGCACCACAGGCGAGACCGACACAGUGGUAUGGAAUGAGAUCCACCACAAGACAGAGAUGGACCGCAACGUGACGGGCCACGGCUACCCUGACCCUAACUACCUGCAGAAUGUUCUGGCUGAGCUGGCGGCCCAGGGCGUGACAGAGGACUGUCUGGAGUCUCAGUGA